AUGGAGCUGGAAGAAGAAGAUAAUUUUCUGCCAGAAGACGAGUUCAAAAGAUUCGUCAGAGAUGUGGAAAAUAACGACAGUCUUUAUUUGGGAACGACGCUGAGAGAAGUCUACAACAGAAAUCUUCACGAUCUCUUCGAAAUCCGCCUGGCCACGCGAGUAGAACACUACGACACGCAAAUCGAGUCAAUCUGCAAUCAUCAUUACGGAAAACUGUCGAAUGCAAUUUACGAACUUCGCGAAGUCACCGAUCUCGUCAAGAAGCUACAGUCGCAAGUGGCCGAGAUCGAUUCUCAAACGAAGGACACUUGCGAAGAGGUCGUCUUCAAAAUGGCCGAGAAGCAGAAACUUCAAGUGCAGCGAAAGAAUAUUUAUAUGUCAAUCGAGCAACUGGAAGGUCUACUGCCGCUUUUUCAAAAGUUUAUCAAACUCAAUCAACACAUGAAGAAAGAAGAACUCUAUCGCGCGUUGAGAUCUAUUCAAGAAAUUAGCGAAGAGCACCUCGAAAAACUCCCCUCAAGAAUGAAGCUGAAAAAGUACCUGCGAGAUAAUCUUCUAGCGAAGCAGAAGAAAAUAUACGCAGACAGUGAGAUUCUCCUCACAAAUUGGCUCGAUUCAGCGCGCGCCAAUUCCCUCAUCGUCGGAAAACUCGCGAUGGAAGAAGACGAAGACGAACUCAGAGCGCUCGAUUUCAAGCCGAUUUUCAAAUGCCUCCAGAUUUCAGAGAUGCGAGGCAUUUCAGUCGAUUUCCAUCACAAUUUUAUCGUUCAACGAAACAAGCAAUUUACCCAAAUUGUUUCAUCUCCACUCACGAGCGUUCAAAAGCUAGAAGAGUAUUUGAACAGUAUUGUGGGAUUUAUGUACAUAGAAGAAAAUAUACAGAGUUCAAACAAGCACCUAUCCGAGACCGUGGCUCAAAUGUGGCUAAAAUUCGAGGACCGCAUCGUCACCAACAUCAAGUCCUAUCAAUCCCGGAUAAACGAUCCUAUCGAAUAUGAAAAAGUCAAGAACCUCAUUAAAAGCCUCCGCGUCGCGCUGAGGCGAAUUAACUUGGAAGCUAGCAGCCUAUCUAGUGUUCAAACUAUGCUUCGCGAACAGUAUCUUGAGGUCUUAUUGGCCCGCUACGGUGAAUUCUUCGACCUGAUCUUGAAGCAAGACAAUUUCGCUCCCCUCAUCGUUUCUUGUCAAGAAGAAGAGCUCGAGAUCUUUACCCUUUUUCCGUUCAACUCUGAAGAAGUCAGUGGCAAUUUUGGCACGCUAGAGUCGCCUGGCUACGCUGGAAACAAAUAUCCUAAGAAGUUGCCGUUCUCCAGAAUGGUCCUCCGUAUUUUCGGCCGGAUGAAGGAAUUCAUCGACGAGUACUUUUUGUAUUUCUCUGGCUCCGAUCUGAAUCGAAUACAAAGGGAUGAUCAAGCAAGAAGGGCGGUGAUUAGCCUCAUCAAACGCGCCCUCCGGCAGACCAUCAAGACGAAACUCGAUCAGGACAAUGUCGGACUAAAUGAGCUAAUGCAGCUGUCGAUAAACGUCGGAUGUCUGGCGAGCGCUUGUUCAGAGCUUUGUGUUUACAUUCAGAAGAAGACGUUUACAGAAGAGCCCGCUCAAGUCAAGUCCCUGUCGAAUAUUGGAGCUCAAUCCUUCAAAGAUAUUCGGGCGGAGAUUCAAAUGCAAAUUCCUCCGCGAAUCAAGGCAAAAGUCGACCAAAUCCUCGAACUUGGUUUCGACGAAUUCGACUUUACGAGCGAAGAGGAUCCGACCGGGCCUAGUGAUCAUAUUCGUUCAGCCAUAGAUUUCCUUCAGAACAAUCUGAAAAUGCUGUCGAAACUCUCCCGCCAAGUUCAAGAAACAACCCUCUUCGUCGUCUGCAAACACAUUGGUACAGUACUAAUGGAAUGGCUGACAGAAGACGAGGAGCCUUCGAUGGUAUCAAUAAACGGACUACGGCAAAUGUUGAUUGAUGUCAAUUAUCUGGAGUUUUUCGCUGGUGACGCGAUUCCAGAGUUCUCAGAAGCCACGGAAACAUUUGUCGCGAUCCAUCAGCUGUUAGAUUUGACGAUCAAGAGCGACUGGCCGCAAUAUCUUUCUUCCUACGGAAGCGCAGAGUCGCCAUAUUUGCGAAUUCAGCCGAAUCAAGCGCGACAAGUCUACGAGAAAAUCAUCCGCUACCAGGAAAAUGAACAGUCUAGCUCUGGCGGAGGGAUGAUCUCGGCAUUGAAGCAAAAGAAUCGCGACGCGGAUCGAAAACGACUCUGGGGCGAAAUGAUCAAAAACUCAAGCAGCUGGAAACUGGCGCUACUGGCAGCUAGUACUGUUUUUUAG
Oikopleura dioica is the source of this 2316-nucleotide messenger RNA. The record is from the annotation of a GenBank genome assembly. NCBI's taxonomy places the organism in Eukaryota, Metazoa, Chordata, Appendicularia, Copelata, Oikopleuridae.